Messenger RNA from Saccostrea cuccullata (small rock oyster), 390 nucleotides. RefSeq lists its product as uncharacterized. The record is from RefSeq and is a predicted model, not a curated record. Gene Ontology annotation, molecular function: endonuclease activity. The coding region runs from base 1 to 390 and encodes 129 amino acids. The transcript has a single exon. Lineage: Eukaryota; Metazoa; Mollusca; Bivalvia; Ostreida; Ostreidae.
AUGAAUGCAUUUUUUACUAAGUAUGUUGCCAAGGUAAACUCGGGCUCUGCCCCUGGAUUGAAUGGUCAGUGUCGCAUUUGGACGGGGGCUAGGAGCAGCAACAACAAGUAUGGUGUUGUAUGCUACAAGCAUCCGAUAAAGAACAGGUGGCAGACGAUGCAUGUGCAUAGACUCAGUGUCAUGUUACAUCAUCGUUACCAUGAGUUGGAUGCAUCAGUUGUUGCAUCUCACUUAUGCCACAACACGCUGUGUGUUGUUCCAGAACAUAUUGUUCUGGAGCCGCAGGGCGUCAACAACCAGCGACAGACCUGCAAAUCUGGGGGCACCUGUCUGGGGCACCCACCGCCAUAUCCACCCUGUCGCCUUGAGCUGCGUAUGAAUGACGAUUAA